AUGGACUUCCUAAAAAAGAAGAUGAAGGAACUUUUGGACGACGACGACGACAAGCACAAGCCCAAUAAGAACGAACCCUCCAAACACCUCGACGAACGUGGGGCGUCGGACUCAUAUUAUUCAACCCAAGAACCCCAGUCAUAUCCUCCAUAUCCGCACGGUGGUUACGGCACCCACCCCCCGCCGACGGGUCCUCCUGCGCCAUAUGGUGCGGCUCCUCCAUUGCCUCCAGGCUGGAUCGCCCAGUGGGAUCAAAAUAGCCAGCGCUGGUAUUACGUUGAACAAGCCACAGGUCGCAGUCAAUGGAAUCCUCCUGCGGCCUCACCUGCGCCGCCCGGUCCUUUUGGCCCCCCUCCUGGAGCCCCAGCACCAUAUGGUGUCCCGCAGUACGGUUAUGGUGGUCAGGGGGACUCUCGUAGUCACGGCCAUGGAGACUCUCAUAGUUAUGGCCAUGGAGACUCUCACGGUUACGGCCAUGGAGACUCUCAUAGUCACGGACAUGGAGAUUCGCACGACAAAGAGCACAAGGAUAAGAAGAAGAAGGACAAGGGCCCUGGAUAUGGCAUGGUUGCCGCAGCGGGAGUUGGAGGUUUGGCUGCUGGUGCCUUGAUUGGCCAUGAAUUGACCGAGGACUCCGACGACGAAAGACACUACGCGGCCCCUGCCGCCGUCCUCGUAGCUGCCCCGAAUCCGAUGCCCACUGAAGAGCCGGCCUUUGCUCCUCCACCUCCAGUUCCCACCCACGAUGAAGACGGUGAUUCAAUCUCAAGCAGCGACCGCGAGAGCUUGGAAGAGCGGCGCGAGGAGUUGAUCGAGGCGCAGGAGGAGUAUGAAGAAGAGCUCGAGGAGGCGUACGACGACUGA
This is a messenger RNA of Westerdykella ornata, 864 nucleotides long. RefSeq lists its product as uncharacterized. Bases 1 to 864 code for a protein of 287 amino acids. Lineage: Eukaryota; Fungi; Ascomycota; Dothideomycetes; Pleosporales; Sporormiaceae. The record is from RefSeq and is a predicted model, not a curated record. The transcript is spliced from 3 exons. Gene Ontology annotation, molecular function: protein binding.